GGCACCCGCCCUCCCCCGCGGGGUCUUCCGGCUGCCGCGCGUGCGGAGCUUCCUUUCUCAGCGGACAUCUUGGGAGCAGCAGCAGCCGCAGCAUGCCGCCCAAAGAUGAUAAGAAGAAGAAGGACGCCGGCAAGUCCGCCAAGAAGGACAAGGAUCCGGUCAACAAGUCGGGUGGAAAGGCCAAGAAAAAGAAGUGGUCCAAGGGGAAAGUGAGAGACAAGUUGAACAACCUUGUGCUAUUUGACAAGGCCACCUACGACAAGCUGUGCAAAGAGGUGCCCAACUACAAACUCAUCACGCCAGCGGUGGUCUCAGAGAGACUGAAGAUUCGAGGCUCUCUGGCCAGGGCUGCUCUGCAGGAACUGCUUGGUAAAGGUUUGAUCAAACUGGUGUCGAAGCACCGAGCCCAAGUGAUCUACACCAGAAACACAAAAGGUGGAGAUGCUCCUGCUGCAGGGGAGGACGCUUAGGAAGGUUCUCCAGCAACCUCCUCAGCAACGUCUUAUACAGAUGCAUACAAUAAAAUUAUUGAAAUAAUUA
Lagopus muta (rock ptarmigan) is the source of this 540-nucleotide messenger RNA. RefSeq names its product ribosomal protein S25 (gene RPS25). Lineage: Eukaryota; Metazoa; Chordata; Aves; Galliformes; Phasianidae. Gene Ontology annotation, cellular component: cytosolic small ribosomal subunit. Gene Ontology annotation, molecular function: structural constituent of ribosome. The transcript is spliced from 5 exons. Bases 93 to 470 code for a protein of 125 amino acids. The record is from RefSeq and is a predicted model, not a curated record.